AUGGAGAUCAACUACUCCUGGACAACUGAAUUCAUCCUCACGGGAUUUACAGAUGAUCAAGAACUGAAGACCCUGCUGUUUGUGAUCUUCUCUGCCAUCUAUAUGAUCACCAUGGUGGGGAAUCUUGGUUUGAUAGCCUUGAUUUACACGGAACGCCGUCUUCACAAACCAAUGUACAUCUUUCUGGGAAACCUGGCUCUGAUGGAUGCCCUCUGUUCCUGUGGCAUCACUCCAAAGAUGUUAAAGAAUUUCUUUUCUGAGGACAGAAGGAUUUCCCUCUCUGAAUGUAUGGCACAGUUUUAUUUUCUCUGUCUUGCUGAAACUACAGACGCUUUUCUUUUGGCAGCAAUGGCCUAUGACCGCUAUGUGGCCAUAUGCAGCCCACUGCAGUACCACACCAGGAUGUCCAAGAAACUCUGUGUUCUGAUGACCACAGGUUCCUACAUAGUGGGAUGCCUGCAUCCCUUGGUUGAAGUAUUAUUACUGUUUAGGUUAACUUUCUGUAGGUCAAAUCAACUUAAUCAUUUUUUCUGUGAUAUCCUUCCAUUGUAUAGAAUUUCCUGUGUGGACCCUUAUAUUAAUGAAUUAAUGGUAUUUAUCAUGGCAGGGUCAAUUCUAACCUUUACUAUUAUCAUAGUCCUAAUAUCAUAUUUUUAUAUCCUUUUUACCAUAUUCACAAUGAAAUCUAAAGAGGGAAGAGGAAAAGCCUUAUCUACCUGUGCAUCCCAUUUUCUCUCUGUGUCAAUAUUCUAUGGUUCUCUUCUCUACCUGUAUGCUCAACCAAGUUCAGUUAAUGAAGAGGAUAAAGAUAUACCUGUGGCAAUUUUUUAUACUAUAGUCAUUCCUUUAUUAAAUCCUUUUAUUUAUAGUCUAAGGAAUAAGGAAGUAAUAAAUGUUAUUAAAUGGAAAAUAAAGAAGAGAAAAGUCAUAACAAUUUGA
This is a messenger RNA of Castor canadensis (American beaver), 939 nucleotides long. RefSeq names its product olfactory receptor 5K3-like. Gene Ontology annotation, cellular component: membrane. Lineage: Eukaryota; Metazoa; Chordata; Mammalia; Rodentia; Castoridae. The record is from RefSeq and is a predicted model, not a curated record. Gene Ontology annotation, molecular function: G protein-coupled receptor activity; olfactory receptor activity. Gene Ontology annotation, biological process: G protein-coupled receptor signaling pathway.